AUGUUUGCCAGGAAUUGUUGCUUGUGGGAGAUGUCCGGCUUGUCAUAUUUCUUGGCGUCUGAGAGAGACCCAAUUUUCUUUGCACGACCUUCGGUAUGCACUUACAUUCCAUUCUUCUACAUUGAAACAUUCGCUUCGACCAAGGCUGGUCUAAAUCCGACAAUCUCGUUCUACAUGCUGCCGAUCCUAUCUGCAGGACCUCUAGCCGUUCUGAGCAUCUGCACCCUUGCGGCUGGGCUCCUUGGGUUCUGUUGGAUAGCGAUAGCGAUCGAAGCUGGAGUGGCUCAUUAUUCUCAGGAGCAUUUUAUCACAGAUGACAUGGGCAUUGUUGGAGGCAGGUUGGGCAUGAAUACAUUCUGUGCUGCUCUGGGUCUUCUGAUCGGAACCCCAAUUGCUGGCCUGCAGGUGUUCUGUGGCGCUACUUUGCUGCUCGCAGGUGGUCUGGUUGUGGUGACAAGAAAGCAUAAGGCUGUCUCGAAUCAGGAAAGCUUUUUGCACCAUGAGACAUCAGCUGCUGGGGUAAGUGCAACAUAUACGCUAGGAAUGUUAGAAUAUGGCACACUCUUAGCCGAAGGAUCGAUUCCGCAGGCAGCGACCUUUGACCCCACGAUGCCAGCACGUAUUCUAUCUUCCCUGCCUACUUCACUUCAUCAAGCAACACAAACCGCGCUGACCUCGUACUUUACCAUGCAAGUCACAAGGGCUGCUAUUGCAAUUGCUUUGGCAUUGGCCUCGAGUGCACUCUCGACGAAGCCUUUGCUUGACCAGUCUUUUGAUAGCCAAGCAGAAGAACUCUUGAGACUGCUAAAUGUGCCAGGUCUAAGCGUUGCAAUCGUUCGCGGCAACGAUUUUGAGUCGAAAGGAUAUGGCUAUGCUCGUAUACCGUCCGCACCUGCGACAGGCGACACUUUGUACUAUACUGGCAGCACGACCAAGGCUUUCGUAGCUACGUUGGCCGCAAUGAUGGUGGAAAACAAUACUCAUUUCAAAGACCUAAAGUGGUCGACACCCCUGGCAAGUCUCUUGGAAGGUGAUUUUGCACUGUCGGAAGAAUAUCAAAGCCUGCAUACUACGUUGGAAGAUGCACUAUCCCAUCGCUCUGGGCUCCCUCGGCACGAUGCAUCAUAUGGCUGGGGCAACGCUUCGAUGUUCGAGAAUAUUCGCCGAAUGCGUCAUCUUCCACUCACUGCAGAGCCGUGA
This is a messenger RNA of Pseudocercospora fijiensis CIRAD86, 1200 nucleotides long. RefSeq lists its product as uncharacterized. The record is from RefSeq and is a predicted model, not a curated record. Bases 1 to 1200 code for a protein of 399 amino acids. The transcript is spliced from 6 exons. NCBI's taxonomy places the organism in Eukaryota, Fungi, Ascomycota, Dothideomycetes, Mycosphaerellales, Mycosphaerellaceae.